AAUUUAGCGGAUUUAAGUUUUACUGUUAAUUUAUUUUACUCUUCUAAUGGUUGAUACUGCCAUUACUGUGAAGGUCUUCCUUAAGGGUUGCCCGAUUAUUUAAGGCAAUACUAGGAGGCAGUAGUACACGCUAACAGCUUUUUUUUACCUUAUGAAAAUAUUCCGAUAAUUAUCAUAUUCGGUAAUCCUGGAGUAGAUGGCUAACACCUGAACACAUUGUUUGUAUUUGUUCAUUUUUCCACAAUGUUCUUCAGAUGAUGGUAAAUAAUUAAACUGAUACAACAAUACACAGAACCUACCAAUCAAAAAAACCUAUCUCACCUCCAUUUUAAACAAAGUGCUUACUUUAAAUCACAUAGACAUUACUUUAGUGUCGUAUAAUCAGUUUUUUGUCAUUAUUUACCUCAAUUUCCAUCAUCUUUCAUGCUUUGUGAUUUGUGAUCGUAGGUAGAAAAAACUAAAAAGAAAAAACUGUCGUAUCAUGUUUAUUACUAAUUAUCAUCCAAAGAACAUCUGUGGAAAAAUGAACAAAAUCGAACAACUCUUUCUGGUGUUAGCCAUCUGUGCCAGUACAGUAUUACCAAAUUCACAAAAAGUUUGGGAGGAACAAUUUCUUUGUACUGUAAUGUAAUUUUUUACUAUGUUUUUUCCAUCAUGAACAAUAUUCUACGUCUGUUCUACAAUGCAUAUCCAUUGUUUACAUCAGGAACACUUCCAAAUUUAUCAAAUACCUGUACUGAUACAUAUGAUUUAUUACUGAUAAAAUGAACCAACUUAAUCUACUUAACUUCCUUACCCACUUUCAUUUCUUCAUUUGAUCUCUGAUAAAUCAUUCUUUCUGUGUUUGAAACAAACACACAACACACCUCAAUGCAUUCCUGUGGAUGAAAUGAAACAUCCUGGAUGUAAACAUUAGAGCUAUGGCACCAUAGCACUUGGCCGUGCAUGAUGUUCAGGAUGGAAAAUAUCAUAUAAUCGUUAUGAAAAAAUAUUUCCUUCAAAUUUUUUUUAAUUUUUAAUUUGGGAAGAAAGCAAUUAUAUUCUAUAGAAAAAUUUCCUCAAGUUAGCUACUGGUUAAUGCACUACUAUCUUCCAGUAUUACCUUAUUUUCAUGUGUAAAUAAUUUUUUUAUACAGUACUGUACAGUAUUUUAAAAAUCUUGAACAUCCAUGUAUUUCCCAUAUGCCACUACCAAUACAUGUACACAUUUAUUAGUUAAAAUAAAUGGAAUUAUCAGGAACAAAUUACUGAAUACUGUACUAUACUGUAUUGCUUAGUGGUUCUUUGUUCAAAAAUUGAUAAUUUAUACUUGAGAACUGUACUUUUGUAUCCUGUAAACCUUAUCUGCUAGCAGAUAGUGCAAGCCAAUCACACUUGAUGGUUGUAGAUUACUUAUUGGUUGGGUUUAGUUGAUUGAUACCAUUCUGUUGGCAAAGGGAUUCAGUGUUAUGCUCUCUGAAAGAACUGUAUUGAUAUGGCCAUUAUGCCUUAAAUAGAGGUUUAAAGUGAUAUUUGUAAACUCACCAAUUUUAUCCUUGCUACCCUCUCUUAGUUGUACUCCAUGUGUUAUCUUACAAACAUGUAAGUAAUGUUCACAUCCAAACACAUAAUGGUAUAACUUUUCCCAACCCCAAAAAAUAAAAGAUCAAAAGCAUGUGAAUUGUAGAGGACAAAUAAAUGUAACAAUAAAACAUUUAAUAUUGAAACCUACUCACCUACUUUACUCAAACCAAAUUUAACCUAUCCAGAUUUGACAUUAGUUUGGCUUUGUCCUGUAAUAUUUGCUUAGGUUUGAUUGUUAAAGCAAUGAAGACAAGUACGGUUACAAAAAGUGUUUUUUGUGAAAUUGUGCAAUACAGUACAAGGUAUUUACAUCUGGGAUGGUAACUCCUGUUGUGUUAUUAAAUUUUGUUCUUAAGUGUUACUUCACACUGCAUAUUUGUUUACCCGGUAAAUAUGGUACAGUACUUGUACAAGAGUGAUAGCCAGACACUUGUGAGGUACGAGUUACUUUUUCCAGAGUUAACUUAAUGCAGUCCACCAAUCUACCCUCCCCCCCGCCCCCCCUCCGCAAUAAGAAAUGCUAUGAAAAUUUUAAGUGACAAUAAAUAUCUCUAACAUAAAUGGGAGAAGAUUUGACGGUAGCAGCAGGAUAAUGUGCCAACUGAUGCUGAUAGACUACUCUGUGCUGCAUUCUACUAGAAAUUGAUGUGCAAUCGACUGAUAGAUUGCGAUGAACAGUACAGUCUCUACUGUAAUAUCAACAGACAAUAGUUUUGUCUUGUGAUGUUUAAACAAAACUAGAUAUUUUUAAAAGUACAGCAAACCUGAAAUGUUGCUCCUUACCAUAAGGACCUACAGUACUGUACAGUGCAUUGAACUCAAAGUAAAUAUCCAAUGAUCAGCAGAGUUACAAAUGGUCUGAUUGCCUGCCGUCUACUCAUAAUUCGCCUAAUGAGUGGGCAUUUAGAUGCAAAAAAGAUGAUGCGCCUCGGUGCUGUCAGUGCCUUCUCUGGCUUGAGUAAUGAGAUGAUCUACGUCCCUCCAUCUUCAACCCCAACAAAUUUCACACCUCCUGUAGUUGUAUUCUUUGGUGGAGAUGUACAGGAUUACCCAGAGAACAUGCUUGCUCACCGGGAUCAUGAACACUAUGUGGAGUGGUCCCUCACAAGCACAGCUGAACUAUUAGCUACAAAGUUCACUGAACAUCAUGUCUUUGUUGUUAAACCUAAUAGAAUGGAAAGAAAAACAUUUAGCUGUUUUGAUAACUUUGUCACAAGCAACAGUGUGGGUGCACCAUCUCACGAUCCUGGUAUCGAAGCCAUAAAUCAUCUUUCCUCACUCAUAUCAGAAGGUCUCAGGACAGCACGUGCUAAACUGCUUGCAGUUGAUAGCGAGUCUCCAACUCACUGCUUAGAUGUGGAAACUGAUGUUAGCUUUGUAACCAAUUCACUUCCACAAAGUUGUCCAGUAAGCAAGGAACCACCAGAGGUACAACAAUGCACAAAUGAAGAAGAUUCAACAAGUUCUCAACAUGACUCUAAUAAUCACAGACGUGAUGAUUUUGAUGUCAAAUAUGAUGAUGUAACAAUUAUUGGCUUUAGUAAAGGAUGCGUAGUUUUGAAUCAGUUAAUAACAGAAUUCCAUACUGUAACUACUGUCGACAAAUUAAAAGAGCAUGCACAGUAUGCCUUUUUGAGCAAGGUACACAAUAUGUACUGGCUAGAUGGAGGUCAUGCAGGAGGAAGCAAUACAUGGAUUACAUCACCUUUCAUCCUGAAGUCCCUUGCUGCUCUUACACAUAUUAACAUUCACAUACAUGUCACUCCCUAUCAGGUCCGAGAUGAUCAGCGUCCUUGGAUAAGAAGAGAGUGCAAGGCAUUUAAUGACAUUUUGAAACGUGCUGGAGCUAAAGUGAGUUAUGCUCUUCACUUUGAAGAUGAGCCUGCCUCUCUUGUAUCACAUUUCAGAGUCCUCAAUGAAUUUUCCUAAGAUAAGUAACUUAGCAUAUCAAUUCGCCAACCUAGUUAUAACUGCAUCGUCAAGUUUUUAUGUACUGUACUACAGUAUUUAAUUUUCAGUGGCAUUUUUGGUCCGAUUAUAUCAAUACAGUAUGAUUGAAACCCACAGAAAAAUAUAAAGAUAAAGCUAAUUUUUUUUAACUUUCCCAUGUCCACUGAGCAUCUCCAAACGUGGUGCAAAAACUGUAAAAUCAAUUAAAUUUAAAAAAUUUUGCUUAAGAAAUGACCCCAAGCAGUAUUGUAGUUCUUUACGAGAAAUGCAGAAGUAGUAAGUAGUCCAGCGUGUGAACGUACUCUUGGUUUCGUUUUAUUUACAGUAUGUUGCAACAUCAUUUGAGAAGUCUGCCACACAUUCCUCUUAGUCUGUCAUAUAUGUUUUAUUGCAGCAUCACAAGUUGGUCUGUUUAUCAUUUCCAAGAUUUAUACUUUAUCUUGAGGUUUCCUGCAAUUUAUUCCAGAUCUUUAUCAUUCUUCUUUGUCUAUCUGCAUUCAUUGUGACAUCUUCUACCCAUACCAAUUUCUUUAUAUUCAUACCUGCAGAUUGUUUCUUAUACUUUACUCCCGUGUUUUUUUUUAUUUAUUUUUUUUUAAUUCUCAUUGCACUUAAUUUUCUCAUUCUCUUGGUCUACUUACAUAAUAAUUUUAUUCAUCCAUCCCAGGUAUCUUCUCUCUACUUGCUCAACAAUAUCUCCUUAACCCUUUGGCUGUGGCUUUUAGUGAAUUUGUUAUGCACUGUAUUUGCAAGUCCUUAAUCAUAUUUUUAUCUUACAAAAAUAAAGAUUUGCAUGCAAGCUGAUGAGGAACAAGAGAAUAAAUAAUUUAUCUAGUUUGGUUUAGCCAUGGUGAAGAACUCCUAUACCACACAAAGUGGAUGGUUCCAGGUCACUAGGAGAUGGAGACAAGCAUACUUCCUCUAUGACGAGUCAUUGAUGACUGUGUAAUGAGGCAGGGCUAGGGGGACCUGGAAGUCUAUGGGACCCUGUCUAUAAUGUCACUUGGUGUACAGUUUUUAAAAUAAAGCCAAAAUCUUGGUAACCUACUGGCUUAUCACAACCUCAAUUCUCUGGCCCUUUUUGCACUCAGCCAGAGAAUUGCAGACCACUCACCCUAUUUGUGUUUUUGCAGCCACAGGGUUGAUCAUCUACUUAUUUCUUUAAUAUAUUUACACUUAUUCCACAGCACAUCCUUAAGAAAUCUCUUCGCUCUGCCUAUGCAUAUUCAUUUUCUUCCAACUACCGUAAGCUUACCCAUGUUUACUAAAACCAAGAUGGGUUGAAUUAGGCCUUGCAGUGUAGUUCUACCACUCCCUUAGUUUUUAUCUUUACCUUUAAAAAAUUGACCCCGAGGCCCUAGUUCCCAUCCUACAUUUCAUAUCACAUCUUACUGUCUAAUUUCUCCUUAAGUUGGUUCCUCAUCAUCUUAUUCUAGUUUCUAGUUUUGUACACCUGUUGAUGCAACCCCCAUUGUUUUAAUACUCAUUUUUAAGAGUUUCACUUACAUAAUGGCAAGAAUUCUUUGCUUCUGUCUCAAAACAUGCUUUUGGUAACUUUGACUUCUCAGUUAGUCAGGUUCACAAAUGUUCAUUUACAAAAUGAAAUCUUCAAGUCUGGCGAGAGAAGUACAUUGUACAGUCCCCCAAAAAACUAUCGUUACUUUUUCCAUCUUUACAAUUUGAAAUUUGGACAAAUUGAAGACAUUUCCUUUUGUGUGUUGUUUAUGUCAGUAUGACUGCAUCCCAUAUACAUAAUAUAUGUAUUUUUUAAAUAUCUGUAGCAAUAAAAGAUAAAUUACUGGUCAUUGUGAAUUCUGGCAGUUCUCUGCACGAAAGUGUUGCCAAAUAAUUUGUUCCACGGAAUUAAGAAUGGUGUACAGUAUACCAAUUCCUGUGAUCAACUGUACUAACCAUUCUGAACCCAGUACACUAACACUGUUCACAAAACCAGACCACAUUAACCUACUGGGUAACAAUAGUUUUUUUGAAGGACUGUACACAAGACAAAAUAUUUAAUGAACUUAUGUAAACUCCUUGUCAUUUAUAAAUUUAUUAAAAAUCCUAAA
Molecule: messenger RNA, 5579 nt
Organism: Homarus americanus (American lobster)
Lineage: Eukaryota; Metazoa; Arthropoda; Malacostraca; Decapoda; Nephropidae
Product: UPF0565 protein C2orf69 homolog
Exons: 6
Coding region: 2398-3492 (364 amino acids)
Cellular component (GO): mitochondrion
Source: RefSeq, a predicted model, not a curated record